Molecule: messenger RNA, 402 nt
Organism: Prunus armeniaca (apricot)
Lineage: Eukaryota; Viridiplantae; Streptophyta; Magnoliopsida; Rosales; Rosaceae
Source: the annotation of a GenBank genome assembly
AUGGCAUUAUCCUUGUCUUCCACAACUGCAAUUACAUGCUCCAAGCUCCAUGACAAUUCAAGCCUUCAAUUCAACACCUCAAACACCUACAGACGAAGUCCAAAUGCAGUGAGCGUCAAAUGUGCAUCGACAGAGCCACCGGCAGCAGGGGCCGGAUCGGCGGGGAGGAAAUCCAAGCUUGAGAUAGGCUCUCCUAUCAUCGUAGUUGAGGCUCCAAGAAUGAUAAAAACCGCGGCAUCGGUUCCAUGCCUCAGGGUCAACUCCGGCUUGGUCAAACCCGGUGAUGUUGGAAGAAUUGUGUCAAGAAAGCCUAAGGAUGUGUGGGCAGUACGGCUUUCAAUUGGCACUUAUCUCAUUGAUGGCAAAUACUUCAAGCCCUUGGAGUUAGAGCUUGACUCAUAG